CAGGAGGCAGUUAGCAGCUGUAAUUAAGAAAAAUUAAGCGUAUAUAGUCCAUCUUCCCCAUCGGCAAUAAUAGCCGCAAUAUUCACUUGAAGAAGAAAAAUCUGAAUUUUAUAUUAUACUGUAUCUAUGCCCAAAUCAGCAAUAACUUUGGUAAUUAACUGUUUAACUCGUCCUUGUACAGUGAACGUGCAUGGGGGCGGGGCUUAAGCUCAGGUAGGCGGAAGGUGACGUCUGUGAGUCUGCAGGUAAGCGGCAGCAGAGGAAACACAACGAGCCACCAGAAAGCUGUCAGAAAUGACUUUAAUACAACCUGUACACUAAUAUGAUCUAAAGGGGACAUCAAAUCCACCAUGGUGAAUUUAGGAGUAUGCUGUGCCAACCUCAAGGACAACAAAGCCCUGAUGAAGAUGGGGCUGGGGCUGGUGCUGGUGGGCCAUGUCAACUUUAUUCUCGGAGCGCUGGUGCACGGCGCCGUGCUCAGGCACAUCAACGUGGACUCUAAGACCCGGACCGUGGUGUACGCCAUCUCUAACGUCAUUGCUAUUGUGGCAGGCUUGGUGGGAAUUAUUGUUGGAAUAACAGCUAUUGUCAUGUCCAAAAACAAGAGAAACAGGAUCCUGCAGUGGGUCUUGUUGGUCUUCAGCCUCCUGGCAGGUCUCUUGGCGAUCGCCUCCACCCUGGGCCUGUCAGUUUCUAUGGUGAAAGCCAUUAUGAACAAAGGAUGGUUUCUGCAAACACACUGCAAGUUUUCUGAUAAAAGUGUCGGCUCUUCCAGCAUCACAUACGAAUGCCCCUUUGACCCCACCCGUAUCUAUGGGACCACAAUUAUUCUGUGGGUGCUUCUCAUCUUUAUAUCCGUGGUGGAAAUGGUGUUCUCCUUCCGCUGCUUUGCCGUCUGUACUUCGUACCUCUACCUCUGUCCAUGCAGGAGGAGGCCGAGUCGGGGAAGGAGGGUACGUAUCCAGAGACCUGUUCAAACUCCAUCACCGCCACCAGUGCGAGAUCCAGAGAGCGACGUUGGAGUCGAGCCUGCCGAGCAGGAUGAACUGCUGGAAGACACUGUAGUGGAGCAGAGUGCAUGGCUCUGAACCAGCGAAACCCAAUGAGAUCGGUUGUAAACUGCUCGGCCUAACUGGAUAAAAUGAAACGUCAUCUGUGAA
Messenger RNA from Sebastes umbrosus (honeycomb rockfish), 1160 nucleotides. RefSeq names its product transmembrane protein 54a (gene tmem54a). The record is from RefSeq and is a predicted model, not a curated record. The transcript has 7 exons. NCBI's taxonomy places the organism in Eukaryota, Metazoa, Chordata, Actinopteri, Perciformes, Sebastidae. Bases 351 to 1088 code for a protein of 245 amino acids.